GAGUGGGAGGCUUUAAAAAGAGGACGUCGGAUUGGGAGUUUGGGAUAAUUCUGACGGAGAGGACAGUGAGAAGUUGAAUAUAUCACUCUUUGGUUCACUGAAGAAGGAGGAGAGAGGGAGAGAGGGACCAAGGGAGAGCAUAGACGGAGGACGUGUGCCCAUGAGGUCGUUGCUGUUGGUGCUCCUGCUCAUCGGCAUCCAGGCUGUACUGAACAUGGAAGGGGCCCUGGGCCCGGUGGCUGCCAACCACAGCGCAGAACACCACACAGCAGCCAAUGGCAGAGCAGAACAGCAGCGGACGGCCCACCUGUCAGUGUCACCUCAGCAGGAGCAGCCAGCAGCAGACAAGGAGAGUCAGCAGAGACCAAGCCGGACCAGACAGGCCCACAGACCAGCCUCUCUACCCCAGGACGGGAGCUCUUCCCUGGGCCACUCUGAGACAGACUCCUCCUCUACCUCUUCCAUCCCUGAGGUGGACCCCAAACUGUUCAGCAAGCGGAAGUACCGCACCUCACCACGCGUCGUCUUCAGCGACGUACCCCCCUCUCACCACACCCUGGGGUGGGAGACAGGGGACGAGGAGGAGGGGGAAGGGGUGGGAGAUGGGGGAGUGAGGGUGAGACGGAAGGCAGGUGGACAGCCCAUGCACAGGGGGGAAUACUCCGUGUGCGAUAGCAUCAGCGUUUGGUUGGGGAACUUGACCAAGGCCACGGACAUCGCCGGCAACGAGGUGGAGGUUCUACCAGAGGUGAAGAUAGACAACGUCCGCAAGAGACAGUUCUUCUACGAGACCACCUGCCGCGUGGCCACACCCCCGGUGGGCGGGGCCGGGGCUGGGGGAGGGGCCAGCGGAGGCGGUUCUAAAGCGGGGUGCCGCGGCAUCGACAGCCGCCACUGGAACUCCUACUGCACCAACACACACACGUUUGUGCGUGCGCUCACCAAGUCCAAGGAGCAGACGGCGUGGAGGCUGAUUCGCAUCAACGCAGCGUGUGUGUGUGUCCUCAGCCGCAAGUCCUGGAGGCACUGACCUCUCACCCCUAGGACUAUGGACCCAUAUAUCACACACACACACACACACACACACACACACACACACACACACACACACACACAC
This is a messenger RNA of Salmo salar (Atlantic salmon), 1117 nucleotides long. RefSeq names its product nerve growth factor. Gene Ontology annotation, cellular component: dendrite; synaptic vesicle; axon. The record is from RefSeq and is a predicted model, not a curated record. NCBI's taxonomy places the organism in Eukaryota, Metazoa, Chordata, Actinopteri, Salmoniformes, Salmonidae. Gene Ontology annotation, biological process: nerve growth factor signaling pathway; modulation of chemical synaptic transmission; neuron projection morphogenesis. Gene Ontology annotation, molecular function: growth factor activity; nerve growth factor receptor binding.